GUGAUUUGUUUGAGAAAGGAAUAGAUGCAUUUUUUGACAUGAAUAUAAGCUUCUCCACAACCGUGUCGACUUCGCUGGYUCUUACUAUUGUCUGCUGCUACCCUGGAAGCGUUGCUCCGUUUUUGCUUGAUGGCUCUCCGCACAGACCUGCAAUCGCUCUUGUAGCAAAGCCAAUAACSCCACCAUCCAGUGUAUUUCUAUUUGCCGCAGMUGAUGGAAAUGACGAAUACGAUGACUUUUACGCUGACUUCGAUCCGUCGGACUAUGAAAUUUACGACCAGGGUAGUCAAAGCAGUCAUUGGGACGACGACCAAUACACACGAGAUAUCGAUGCCGAUAAUUCGCCAGUCGAUUCCGAAGCAGUCAUCGAUCUGAUUAAAAAACGGUCUGAAAUGAGAAGUAUGCGACAGUAUAAAAAAGCCGAYAGUAUUCUAGAUGAUCUGUUAGAGAACUUUGGCGUCAUGGUUAGAGACAAAGACAGGAAAUGGCGGACAGGGUGUUCUCAAAGCAAAWUCGAUUCAAAUUGGUUGCAUGCGUCCACAAAACAGAAAGGAAACCUGAAUGGCAGGAAGAACUUCGGGCCCAAGGGCCAUGACUAUGUCUAUGAUAGCGAUGCUGGGCCCAGCAUCGCAUCGAUAUCGGAAGAAAAGAUCGAUGGAUUGUUGGCCGAAAUGCUUUCCUUCAAGUUCAAGAGAGAUUACGACGGUGCUGAUGCUAUUCAAGAAGAAUUAUUGUCUGCUGGAGUCUUAAUCGACGGAAAAACAAGGAAGUGGAGAGCCGAUGGCAAAUCCUUUUCGAAAUUCGCUCCAAAUGAAUACAAGAUGUUCCCACAUGCCUACGACAUAUCCCAUAACUUGAAAGAAAUCGAAAAACUGAUUAGCGAAAGGGCUUUGGCCCGGGCCGAACGAUUGUUCCGGCGGUCGGAUGAGAUUCGGGAUGAUUUGUUAGAAAGAUUUGAUGUUCGCAUAAACGACAAACUGCUCCUGUGGAGUGUUGGUGCGGACCAAACAUGGGGCAAGGCAUACGAGUCCUACACAAUGUCGGAUAGAUCUGCAGCACCGAGCGAUGCUGCGUUGGUCGAAAAAUUAGUGAAGGAGCGGGAUAUUGCCAGGGGCAACAGAGACUUCGGAAAGGCAGAUGAACUUCGUAGUCAGUUGUUGGAUUUGAACGUCACCGUUGAUGACAAGAAAAGGAUAUGGUACGUUCACAAAGGGUCAAAAACGGSUGGUAGGACUAUUUUGAACAGCAAAGAUUCUUCAGCCUAUAUCUAUCGCGGCAGGCAACAACAACUCCCACCGGACGAGUUCAAUGAAAUUCAGAAUUUGGUUAAUGAACGAGAUGGACACAAGAAGAAGAAAAGGUACAGAAAUGCGGACGCUAYUCGAUCUCGAUUACUUAAGGAUUACGGUGUAAGAGUUGAAGAUGGCACUCGUGAAUGGUAUGUUGCUGGUAACGAAUAUUGCAUGGCCCAAAAUAGUGCUGAAAUUGACGAAGAAAGUCGUAGUAAGGUUGAAGAAAUGAUUAAAGAUCGGACGCUAGCUAGGGGCGAGAGGGAUUAUGAGAAAGCAGACACGAUUAAGAAUGAGUUAUUUGAGAUCUACAACGUCGCCAUUGACGACAUCAACAAGGAAUGGAGGAAAAAGAAAUCAUUUUAGUUAGCUGCUCAUGACAGAUGACAAAAACGUAUGUAAUAUUCAACACUUACUUUCGAAUGCUAUAUUUUUGUAAUACAACAAUGUAUUGACC
Pseudo-nitzschia multistriata is the source of this 1746-nucleotide messenger RNA. Lineage: Eukaryota; Bacillariophyta; Bacillariophyceae; Bacillariales; Bacillariaceae. The record is from the annotation of a GenBank genome assembly.